Messenger RNA from Papaver somniferum (opium poppy), 1864 nucleotides. RefSeq lists its product as uncharacterized. Lineage: Eukaryota; Viridiplantae; Streptophyta; Magnoliopsida; Ranunculales; Papaveraceae. Gene Ontology annotation, cellular component: intracellular membrane-bounded organelle. Bases 137 to 1363 code for a protein of 408 amino acids. The transcript is spliced from 3 exons. The record is from RefSeq and is a predicted model, not a curated record.
CUUAUUUUCUUCUCCUCCUCCAAGAGAGUUGAAAUUUUAGGGCAAGAAAAGGAAAAAAAAUUGAGCUGAUGUUGAUUUCUCUCAUCACUCCAACUUGAUUUCUUGAUUCGAAAUUGUUAUUGAAGAGGAGAUAGAAAUGGCAAAUCACGGCAGACGAAUUGCGGAAGCUGUUUUUCAAACAAGAGUGGUAAGAUCAUCUUCUCUCUCACAAAUCAUGUCCUCCUCAUCAUCUACUGUUAAACCCAAUCUUCUUAAUAACAUCAUUACUAGGACGAGUCACUCUUCAUCAUCAUCAUCAUCUGUGAAUCCAAUUUCUAAAUUGCCUUUCCAUGAAUACAUAUUCAAUAAAAACUCAGUACCAUCCAAAUUGCCUUCGACUAAAACAAUCUUGUCUGAAAUGUUCCUUAAAAAACACUCUACUCAACAAUUAGGGUUUCAUCACAGAAAGCUGGUUAAUAAUAAUGGGGUUGGGGUUCCAUUAGGUUUGGGUAAUAACACUAGGCGGUUCAUGUCUAUCAAAUCUGGUGGUGGUAAUAGUGCGAAUAAGGUCAAUCUCACCAAGUCAUUAGCUGGUAAGCCAAUGAAUUUGUUAAGGUCCACGAUUGUGAGCUCUCGAGAAGCUGUUGGUCUUCAUGUUGAGGCAUUCUGGAGAAGGAAUUAUCUCUGGAUACUUGGUGCUGGUGCUUUUGGACUUUGCCUUAUUCUCUGGAGAGUUAUGUUUGGGAUUGCAGAUACUUUUAUUGGUUUCUCUGAAGGAAUGGCUAAGUAUGGAUUUCUUGCUCUUUCCUCUGCCAUGGUUGCUUUCCUUGGUCUCUAUGUGCGUUCAAGAUUCACCAUAAAUCCUGAUGCGGUAUAUAGGAUAGCAAUGAGGAAGCUGAACACAUCUGCAGGAAUCCUUGAGGUCAUGGGUGCCCCAUUGUCAGGCACUGAUGUGAGAGCAUAUGUGAUGUCAUCAGGUGGGCUUAGGUUGAAGAGCUUCAAGCCUAAGAUUGGCGGCAAGAGGUGUUUCCUCAUUUUCCCUAUACGAGGCUCGGAAAGAAAGGGUCUUGUAAGUGUUGAAGUCAAGAAGAAAAAUGGCCAGUAUGACAUGAAGCUGCUAGCAGUUGACGUUCCCAUGAGCACAGGACCUGAUCAACGUUUUUUCUUGAUCGGUGACGAAGAAGAGUAUAAGGUAGGGGGUGGUUUGAUAUCUGAACUUAGAGAUCCCAUAGUGAAAGCUAUGGCAGCGACUAAAGAGUUUGAGGAACUUGACGAAAAGGAAGAGGAAGAGGAUGAAGAGCGGGAACUGGAGGAAGCAGAAAGGGAACUGGAGGAGGCAGAAAGAAAAAACCGUGAGGAGAUUGAGCAAUUGGAGAAAAGGUAGAGUAAGUAGAGUUUAUACAUACAUACUGUUUUGUUGUGUCUUCUUGUUACUUUGUUUGUGUGUGUUCCCCAUCUAUCUGUUCCUUCCUGGGGGGGUUCUUUUUCAUUUGACACUUGGAGCAAAAAUACACCCAAGGCUAUUUCUGUUUUUUUGGAAGUGGUAGUGAUGAUGGAAGAUACCAAACAAACACGCGUCGGUUCUGCUUCUUGGUGAGAUAUUAUUAAAGAGGUUUUGGCAGCUGGUUUGGUUCCAAUUGAAUAAAACAGCAGGCUACAUACAUGUUCCUAGGAAAUCUUUUUAGACACCGGAAAUAGCUUUAUGAAUGUGUUUGUUAUGUUAUUAUUCCUUGUUCAUUAGUUUUGUUUUUCUUUGUUAUACUCCACUAGUCCACUUGGGGUGUGUGAGAAGUAAGAAGAGGGUGGGGAAAUGCAUCCCGAAUACUGAGGAGUAUUUUGUUAUUAAGCUGGUUUGCUUAUUUGAGAAGAAAGUUUGUUUGUUACG